AUGAUUGAAUCCGCAAGAUUGAUCUACAUUAGAACUCAUCAGAAGGCUUUGCGUUGUGAAGCUUAUCAAGGAUUGAGCGAUGCAUUAACAAGCGGAGAAUUAGACCCUACCGGUCGGGGUAAAAGAAUUAUACUACCAUCAUCAUUCACAGGUGGAGCCAGGUAUAUGAUUCAGAACUAUCAAGAUGCAAUGGCAAUAUGCAGACAAAUCGGUUAUCCACAUUUGUUCAUAACAUUCACUUGCAACCCGAAGUGGCCUGAGAUUGAACGGUAUGUUGUCCAUCGUGGUCUUAAACCAGAGGAUAGACCCGAUAUUAUUUGUUGCGUGUUUAAAAUGAAACUUGAUGCUAUGAUUGAAGACAUAAAAACACAAAAGCUGUUUGGCGACAUAUAUGGAGUUAUCUACACUAUUGAAUUCAAAAAGAGAGGACUUCCCCACGCACACAUAUUGCUAUUUGCCAAAACAAUAAAUAGGGUUAAUUCCGCAGCCGAGAUUGAUGCUAUUAUUUCAGCUGAAAUUCCUUACCCAGAUGCUGACACUGAGUACCAUGACGUAGUCGGCGAAUUCAUGUUGCACGGACCGUGCGGACAACUUCGGAAGAAUUCGCCCUGUAUGAUAAAUGGUAAAUGUUCAAAGUUUUUUCCAAAAAAAUAUGUUAGUCAUACGUGUUUGGAUAAAGAUGGCUAUCCGAUCUACAGAAGGCGUGAUAAUGGAAGUAUAAUCGCUAGGAAUGGAAUCGAACUUGAUAAUCGUUAUGUUGUUGCGCAUAAUAAAUAUCUGCUCCUAAAAUAUCGCGCACAUAUUAACGUUGAAUGGUGCAACCAAUCCAGAUCUAUUAAAUAUUUGUUCAAAUACGUGAACAAGGGAAACGAUAAGGUCACGGCAGAGUUCAUGAGUAGUUCUACAAAUGGACGCAAUGAUGAUGUGGUUGAUGAAAUUAACAUGUACUAUGAUUGUCGGUACAUAUCAGCAUGUGAAGCAACGUGGAGGCUUUUUGGGUAUGCGAUACAUUAUCGGACGCCACUUGUGGAAAGGUUAAAUUUUCACUUAGAGCACCAACAGAAUGUUGUCUAUGGUGAAGAUCAGACACUCGAUGAGAUUGUGGAGAACCAAACAGUUAAGCAGAGCCAAUUCACAGCUUGGUUUGAGGCAAAUAAGAAAUACGAAGAUGCACGUUCUCUCACUUAUGCAGAGUUCCCAAAUGAUGACAAGGAGUACAUCGACGGCAUAACUGAUUCAAGCUACUGGGCUUCUGCGUCUGCUUUAAGACGAUUGUUUGCUACGCUUCUGAGUUCAAAUUCCGAUAAGAAACAGUUUGCUCUUGUGGAGUUGGAGAAAUUGUUAACUUUGUGGGGGAAGAGUCUGAGAGACUUUCCAGAAAUGCCACUUCCAGAUGAAACCAAUAUCGGGUUUAUGGAAAACAUGUUGAUAGCUGAAGAGUUGGCGUAUGAUAAGGAAUCGUUGAAGAUAGAGCAUGAAACAUUAUUAACACAAUUGACGGAUGAGCAAAAGAAUGUUUACGACUCUGUGAUGAAUGAUAUUGAUUGUAAUGGAGGUGGACUCUUCUUUGUGUAUGGUUACGGAGGAACAGGGAAGACAUUCGUGUGGAGGACCUUAUCCUCAAUGAUAAGGAGCCGCGGAGAUAUUGUUCUAAAUGUUGCUUCAAGUGGAAUAGCAUCUUUAUUAUUACCGGGAGGAAGGACAGCGCAUUCUAGAUUCGCUAUACCACUCUCAUUGAAUGAAGAUUCCACGUGCAAUAUAUCGCAAGUUAUUCCCAAAGCAACGAGACCAGUAGUUGUCGGAGCAACUAUUAAUUCUUCAUACCUCUGGACAAAUUGCAAGGUAUUGAGGCUAACGAAGAACUUGAGACUACGAAGCUUAGCUUCAGAGGAAGAUAGGCAGACGGUUGAUUGGUUUUCAAAAUGGAUUGCAAACAUAGGAGAUGGUAUAACAGGGGUUGUAAACAAUGGGUUGUCUGAGAUCGAUAUUCCACCAAGGUUUCUGUUAAACUGUGGACAUGAUCCCAUAGCAACUAUAGUGGAAAGCACAUUCCCAAGCGCGAGAUAUGGCAUGAUUGAUGAGUUGGACUUAGAAGGUCGAGCAAUCCUUUCACCAACUUUAGAUGUGGUUGAUCAAAUUAAUCAAUACAUGUGCAACAUGAACACUGCGGAAGGUCGAACUUAUUUAAGUUGUGACUCUUUGUGUAAGGCAGAAUCAGACGGCGAAAAUCUAUCACAAGUACACACUCCUGAAUUUUUAAAUAGUCUCAGAUUGUCUGGGCUCCCAAUCAUUCAUUGA
This is a messenger RNA of Ipomoea triloba (trilobed morning glory), 2298 nucleotides long. RefSeq lists its product as uncharacterized. The record is from RefSeq and is a predicted model, not a curated record. Gene Ontology annotation, molecular function: DNA helicase activity. Gene Ontology annotation, biological process: telomere maintenance; DNA repair. NCBI's taxonomy places the organism in Eukaryota, Viridiplantae, Streptophyta, Magnoliopsida, Solanales, Convolvulaceae. The coding region runs from base 1 to 2298 and encodes 765 amino acids. The transcript is spliced from 5 exons.